This is a messenger RNA of Funneliformis caledonium, 543 nucleotides long. The record is from the annotation of a GenBank genome assembly. Lineage: Eukaryota; Fungi; Glomeromycota; Glomeromycetes; Glomerales; Glomeraceae.
AUGACUGGGAAUACUCCAACUGGUUUAUUAUAUUGGGUAUUUUUUUUUAAUGCAAUCCUAUUAGGAUUACGUGGUUGUGAACACAUUAAUUUACAAUAUAAUAGUUUUUCACGAAAAAAUGAUUUCUAUAAAGGAUUUGAAGUAAUUCUUUAUAAAUCUAAAACUAAUCAACGUGGUGUUGAUAAUAUUGAAUCACAAGGUGAAAAAUUAUUUAUUCCUGAAAUACCUGAAAUUAUUGAAAUGUAUGAAAAAUAUUUUACUAAGCGUCCAGUUCAAGCAAGCUCAAAUUUUUAUUUGAAACUAUGCAAUAUUAAUGAAUCUACCUAUACGGGUAUUAAUUUUGAUGAUCGUAAAAUUAGUAAUCAUUCAGGACGAAAAACUCUUGUUCAAAUAUUAAAAAGGUUAAAUUUUUCUAAUACCGAAUGUAUGGCAAGUUCAAGACAUAAAUCUGAACAAGGUUUGGCAAGAUAUGAGCGACCAGAAACUGAAAUGCAAUAUAAUAAUGCAAUGAAACUUGCUCAAACAUUUGGAUUUAAAACCACA